Molecule: messenger RNA, 454 nt
Organism: Schistosoma spindalis
Lineage: Eukaryota; Metazoa; Platyhelminthes; Trematoda; Strigeidida; Schistosomatidae
Source: the annotation of a GenBank genome assembly
AUUUGUUCCCUUUUUUUCGAUUUUUCUUUAUCUUUUCUAUGAACAUUUGUAGACAGAUAUGACUGAUAUACUUGAAAAAGAAUUUGGUUAUACAAAUGAAAAAUUUGAUUACAUUCUAUAUCAUCUACGUAAAUUAUGCCUUGAAUAUGGAGCUGCUUUGAUCUAUUUGUCAAUCAAAGAGGACAUCAAUACAAAUACUUUGGUUAAUUAUAUUAAACAUCGUCUAUUUGAUCUACCAUUGAAAAAUUCAGCUAUGCUAGUUGAUCCAAAAGCAAUUUUUAUACCGGCUGGUUGGGAUAGUUUACAUCGAUUGGAAUUAUUCAAAAAGAAUUUAUCAUCCAAUUUAAUUGAUUGUAAUUAUAAUCAGAUUAUUACAAAACCAUCGAAAUUAAGAAGAAAAACAUCAUGUGAUGGUAUCCAGAUCGAUUUCCUCUAUAAUCUUCAUAAUUGCUAA